Plasmodium vinckei vinckei is the source of this 897-nucleotide messenger RNA. Its product is annotated as conserved Plasmodium protein, unknown function. The record is from RefSeq and is a predicted model, not a curated record. NCBI's taxonomy places the organism in Eukaryota, Apicomplexa, Aconoidasida, Haemosporida, Plasmodiidae. The coding region runs from base 1 to 897 and encodes 298 amino acids. The transcript is spliced from 2 exons.
AUGAAAAAAAAUAAGGAAAAUGAAUAUAUAACAUGUUUAAGAGAAAAUAGUAUUGCACACAAUUCCCAACUCGAGAAUUAUUCGAGUGGCAUAAAAAAUAUAGGGAAUAAUGUGUGUACCUGUGAUUUUACUGAUAAAUUAAAUACAAUACCCCAAAGUAAAACAAAAAUAAUUUGCAGUCUUAAACCCGGUUUUGGAGAUGAAAUUCGGAUAUUAGCAAAUAAAGAAUAUGAUAUAUAUUGUUUUAAUAACUCUAAAAUAUAUUGUCCUUUAAAAAAUACUUUUAUAAGUAAUGCAGAUAUAAAUAAUUAUUCAAAAAAUUUAAAAUAUACAAUAAGUGAUAUACAACAUAAUAAUAAAGCUGUUAAAGAAUAUCGUUUAGUUAUAGAUAAAAAUGCAACAGACAUUUUAUUUUAUUGUACAAUAAAACCAAAACAAAUAUCUGAAUUAUUAGAAGGUGAAGUAAAAGUUGAUUUAAAAAGAGAAAUAAUUGAAGAGUACGCAGUAGUACAAAAUGCGGAUACUCAUGUUUGUGAUUUUUCACAAGGAAAUUUAAAUAUAAGUCCGUCUGGAGGGUUUUUUUAUAAAAAUUCAAGAUCAGUUAAUUGCAUAUAUAAAGUUGUGCCAAAUGAGUUGUUUUUAAUAAAACUGCCAAAACUGGAUGUUGUAAAUGAAGUAUUAUUACCUAGUAUAGUUAACUGCUUAUCAGAACAUUCUUUUAUUAGUUUUACUUUAAAAAAUAUUGAAGAAUAUGAUGAUAAUACAACACUACAUUUAACAUUAGGAAAGGUUAAUAAAAAAUUUAGUUUGGUUUGCUCUUUUGAUUUGCUGGAAUAUAAAAGUGAGCCAUGUCAUAUUGGAAGAAAAGGGAAUGUCGUAUUUUACUUUAACCCAUAA